Messenger RNA from Papaver somniferum (opium poppy), 1155 nucleotides. RefSeq names its product F-box/kelch-repeat protein At3g23880-like. The record is from RefSeq and is a predicted model, not a curated record. The transcript has a single exon. Gene Ontology annotation, molecular function: protein binding. Lineage: Eukaryota; Viridiplantae; Streptophyta; Magnoliopsida; Ranunculales; Papaveraceae. The coding region runs from base 1 to 1155 and encodes 384 amino acids.
AUGUCUUUCUCAAAACUGCCGGAGGAUAUUCAACUUAAGAUCUUAAUGAAAGUACCAGCCAAAUCCAUCUUAACAAGUAAGUAUGUAUGCAAACUCUGGUUUACGCUAGUUUCUAACCCUGAAUUUGUCAAGAAUCACCUUCAUCGAACAAUUCAAAGAAAAAGUGAUCAUAAACUCAUGCUUAGUUAUUACGACUCGACACGGCCAGACGAUGCAAAACCUGCAAUAAGUUCUAUAGAUUAUGCUUCAAUAUUGCAAUUAUCAUUACCAUCUGAGUAUGAAUGUGAUGGGGAUAUUCCUGUGAAUUACCCUAUUUACCCGUCUCGGCAGGAGAAAGUUAAGUUCCUUAGAAUAUUGGGUUCUUGUAACGGCUUGAUUUGCUUAGGUGUAACGUCUGAUUCCGAUUUUACAAAAAUUUAUGUUUGGAACCCAUCGACAAAAGAAUAUAAAGAAAUUCUAGGAUGUGAUAUUCCAAGUUCCGACAAGAACUGGUCAUAUGCUAGCUAUGGAUUUGGUUUUGAUAAAGACAAUGAUGAUUACAAGGUGGUACGUAUUCCGUGUGACAGUGAUUUUGAGAGUUCAGUUAUUCAGGUUUAUACGAUGGGGUCGGAUGCAUGGCAUGAGGUUCAAACCAUACCAUACUGGCUUCAAUUGCAAGGGAAGACUUAUAGUUUGCCUUUUUUUAAUGGAGCUCUUCACUGGUUAGGUUUUACCACUCUAGGAACAUCCUCUGAUUUUAUCGUGUCAUUCGAACUGAGCAAUGAAAGGCUGGUGCAGUUGCCUUUUCCUGAAAAAAAUACAAACGAGAAAGUAUUUACAACUGUAGGAGUGCUGAACGACUGCCUUUGUUCAACAACUGAAUAUACAGAUGACCACGUCGAUAUAUGGGUCAUGCAAGAUUAUGGAAUGCCAGACUCUUGGACUAAACGAUUUACAUUUACCAUUACCUCACACGAAGACUACCAUUUGUGUUGUAAGCCAAUUUGGUCUUUCGAAAACGGUGAGAUUCUACUAGAUACAUACUCCGAUUUAAUUAUAUAUGACCCGAGAAGUGGAAAAGUUAGAAAGGCCAUGCCCGUCCGUGAUAGUUAUAAGAGCAGGGAUGUGGAGUUUUAUGUGGAGAGUCUUGUUUCAGUUAAAUCUGUUGGAAGUUAA